Molecule: messenger RNA, 4160 nt
Organism: Lutra lutra (Eurasian river otter)
Lineage: Eukaryota; Metazoa; Chordata; Mammalia; Carnivora; Mustelidae
Gene: CASS4
Product: Cas scaffold protein family member 4
Exons: 7
Coding region: 264-2705 (813 amino acids)
Biological process (GO): cell surface receptor protein tyrosine kinase signaling pathway; cell migration
Cellular component (GO): plasma membrane; cytoplasm
Molecular function (GO): protein binding
Source: RefSeq, a predicted model, not a curated record
CCAAGUGAGAGGCCAGGCAUUGAGGAGUGAGUGUGGCCUGGAUUUCUGUCCCCUCUCCAUCAUCCCUUUUAUUUUACUCUUAUCGUGCUUUCCAGAAAGUUUGCCUGCUGGGAGAAUCGUUUUGACAGCUUCCCGUGUUGUCAGAUAGCUCCACAGAAUUCAGUUUCUGAGAACAGGCCAGAGGCCUGCAGUGACAUUGCAUAAUCCUCCUCUGAAGCCGGAGAUAUCAGCCGGAGAGCUCACGGGAGCUGUUUCACACCAAGAUGAAAGGAGCAGGCAUCAUGGAUGGUAUGCCCAAGACCCUCCUGGCCAGAGCGCUUUUUGACAACCACCCAGACUGCUCCUACGAGCUGGCUUUCUGCAGAGGAGACAUCUUGACCAUUCUGGAACAAAACGUGCCAGAAAGCGAGGGCUGGUGGAAGUGUUUGCUCCAUGGAAGGCAAGGUCUGGCCCCUGCCAACCGCCUCCAAAUCCUCCCUGAGGCCCCCGCAGACAGGCCCUGUGCCCCUUUCCUGAGAGGCCUGGAAGAACCUCUCACCCGCUCCGAGGAGACCUACCAGGUGCCCACCCUGCUCAAGCCCCCGACUCCAGGCCCUGUGUACGAGGACAUGAGGAGCUGGGUGGAGGGGCUUCCACCCACCACCGCCCAAGUCUACGAAUUCCCUGACCCACCGGCGGGGGCCAGAAUCGUCUGUGAAAAGACUCUAAGCUUUCCGAAACAGGCCCUCUUCACGAUGCCCAGACCUGCUCGGGCCUCGUUGCCAACGCUGCCUUCUCAGGUGUACGACGUGCCGGCCCAGAGCCGGGGCCCCCCAGCCCUGAAGGAGCCAGAGAAGAGGCAAUUAUAUGAUAUACCCCCCAGCCCCCAGAAGGCAGGACUGGGUCCCUCGGCCAACCAACUGAGUGGACAGUGUGCUCCCCUGACAUCAGCGAUCGCCGCGAGGCGAGGUGGCUACAACACGUUACCCAGCCCCCAGAAAUCAGAAUGGAUUUAUGACUCGCCAGUGUCUCCAGAAAAAGCUGACGGCAGAAAUGCAUCUCUGAGCAGCUUUGUGGAAGAGUCAGAGCCCCACUGUCCCCCGGGGCACAUGUCCAGCUUCCAGAAUCCUCUGAACAGCAGAGCAAGGUCCCACUAUCCGCACCUGCAUAAAAACGUGCCCAUGCAGAAAAAACUCAGCCUCCCCGAAAUUCCUUCCUAUAAAGCCCUGGCACCCAGGGACACAUUUCCCUUGGACGACGGUGCUGGCUACAAGGUGCCCUCAAGCUUUCUGAUCCCCCGGGUGGAGCAGCAGAACACCAAGCCGAACAUCUACGACAUCCCUAAAGCGACGCCCAGCGACCCUCAGGCGGUGAACGAGCCCGGGAGAGAGGGCGGGGCUCCGGAGAUCGCCGCGGACAGCAGCUCCUCCUGGUUCUCCGGCCGGGCCCCCUCGCUGUCUCCGGACCCGGAGCGGCUCUCCGUCUCCAGCUCGGACAGCAGAGCCAGCGUGGUCUCCUCGUGUUCCUCCACGUCCACGGACUCCUCGUCUGGCUCCUGCUUGGAGGAGUCAGGAAAGGAGCUCUCCUUGGACCCGGACUUGGCCAGAGAGACGGUCGCGGCUUUGCAGCACGAGGUGGCCAGCUCUGUCGCCAGCCUGAUGCUCUUUGUCAGCAGGAAGUGGAGGUUCCGAGACUACCUGGAGGCCAACCUCAGCGCCAUCCGCAGCGCCGCCGACCGCGUGGAAGAAUCCUUGAGAGCGUUUCUGGAUUUUGCCCGCGGGGUCCGUGGGACCGCCUGUAACCUCAGCGACACGAACCUUCAGGCCAGGAUUAGGGACCAGCUACAGACCAUCUCCAACUCCUACCAGACCCUGCUUGGGACAAAGGAAAGCCUGGAUAGCUGCAAGUGGUCCUUGGAAGUCCUUGUGACAGACAAAAUCCAAAACAGCCCAGAUGACCUCGAGCGAUUUGUCAUGGUGGCACGGAUGGUUCCAGAAGACAUCAAGAGGUUUGCCUCCAUUGUCAUUGCCAAUGGGAGGCUCCUUUUCAAACAGAACUGUGAAAAGGAAGAUACAUUGCAAAUGACCCCCAAUGGACAACUGAAACUUGCAAAAUGCAUCCAGCUUCCCCAAAGGGAAAUUGAGCGGGAUGAAAGAAGUACUCCUUUUAAUAAACCAAAGGAAAAUGAACACUCCCCUGAGCUACUAAAGAAAAAUGGGACAAUUAUGUGUGAAUCGAAGUUGUCUAACCUAGAAGAGACAGAAAAACCCAUCUCGGAAGGAAGGUUGGAUGAAAACAAAAACUUGGAAGGACAGAAUCCUAACUCCCUCAUCCUGCAGCCUUUGAGCCAGCAGAAUCCUGAGAAGAGAUUCCAACUUUCUGAACACUGUCGGCUCUAUUUUGGGGCGCUCUUCAAAGCCAUCAGCGUAUUUAACCACAGCCUCUGCAACAGCCAGCCCCCCGAGGUCUUCAUCACGCAAAGCAAGCUGGUCAUCAUGGUGGGGCAGAAGCUGGUGGACACGCUGUGCAAGGAGACCCAGGAGAGGGACGUGCGCAACGAGAUUCUUUGCGGCAGCAGUCACCUGUGCAGCCUGCUCAAGAACCUCGCACUGGCCACCAAGCACGCCGUACUCAAGUACCCCAGCCCCGCAGCCCUGGGGCACCUCCAGGCCGAGGCCCAGAAGCUGGAGCAACACACUCGGCAAUUCAGAGGGACGUUGGAAUGAGCCUCCUUCCCCCUUUUUCUCCUUCUUAACCUCUUAGCCUCAGCUUUCCCAGCCUGACAUGUGCAACUCUGUCCUACAGGCAAAGCCAACCUGGGGACGCACCAAUGGGUACAAGCUGGUGUUAUCAAGUGGCUAGACAACCCCAGGACAUUGACUUAGCCCAGAGAAGUCCAGGUAUUAAGAAAGAACUUUGCGGAGUUUUUAGCGUAGCCUGUGGGGUCAGUGUACGCAGGGAUAUUGUAGAAACCAAUUUUAUAUUGGUCAAAUGUAUGCCUGCCUUAAAAUCAUUCAUUCAGGACUUAUUUAUUGGGCGUCUACUUAUGUCAGAUUCUAGGUGCUGGGCAUAUAGCUGUGAAUCAGAGACCUUGCCCUCAGGGAGCUUACAGUCUAGUGGGGAGAUAGACGAUAAAUGAUAAAGAAUUACAUGCACAAAUUGUCAGAUGUUAGCAAGACGGUAAAGGAGGAGAGACUUAUUCUCAAAUGAUAAAUUUCUGUUGCAUCCAUUAGCAAACGUGAUAAGUUUUUCAUUUUGAAUUGAAUUAAGUCUGUAAGAUUUGGUACAAAUCAUGUACCUGCAUCUUAUGCAACAUAUAUAUAUAUAUAUAUAUAUAUAUAUAUAUAUAUAUAUAUAUGCUAUUUUACCUUAACUGAGUUAAAGAUACACCUUAUAUUUACAACAUAACAUGUUCUGUUGGGUUCCUUAUUAAUUUAUUUUGUAUAUAACAGUCUAUGUUGAUAAAUUCAGUAUGUUUACUCAGAAAAGGCUUGUAUUACAACAGUCGCCGAUCUGUGACCAUUUGUAAUGUUAUGUAAAUAUAAUCAUGAACUAAAGCAUUCUCUGUAGCAAUCCUCUCUUCGGAAAAGUUGGUGAUCCUUGUCACUCAGGUUCUGAUAUCAAAGCGAAGCCACCCAUGUUUACUUUUCUUAUUCAAAUGUUUCUCCCCAAAGUGUGCAGGGAGAUGCCAUAGAGGCCAGGUGCUCAUGCACGAGGCUAGUGUGGCAAAAACAAAGCCAUCACUUGUGGUGAGGCAACGGGAGGUGUGGUGUGGACAGGAUACCCAUUGCUGGGCACAGAUCUGAAAGCGGUGCAGAGCUCCCCUCAAGUCAAACCACCUGCUCUUCCUCUCCUUGUGGCUGGGUCUUCAGCUCAUGUUGCUAUGGUGACACCAUCUCUACUUUGCUUCAAGUGAAGGUCCAUGUCUCCUAUAUACAUCUCAGCCACUAAACACCUUUGUAACCUGGAACCAGCAUCCUCAGGCUGGAAGUCAUCUGAAAUGUCACCAGCCUGCCCGCUACUCUGCACUUAGCAGGCACUUCUAAGUGGUUGCUCCUAGGGUCUCUAAAGAAGGAUCACAUCUUUGUGAAGCUUGCUGGGUUCUCUACACUAGAACAGAGAUGCCGCAUUCUUUGAACAGCUGUGAUCUGUAUCGGCAAGAGCUCCUAUUGCAAGUGAUC